Molecule: messenger RNA, 2289 nt
Organism: Zea mays
Lineage: Eukaryota; Viridiplantae; Streptophyta; Magnoliopsida; Poales; Poaceae
Product: crcB-like protein
Exons: 7
Coding region: 359-1834 (491 amino acids)
Biological process (GO): fluoride transmembrane transport
Cellular component (GO): plasma membrane
Molecular function (GO): fluoride transmembrane transporter activity
Source: RefSeq, a predicted model, not a curated record
AGGCAGCACUAAAACAUUUCUCUGCCUAACUACUUCCCUGUACGUGGACGAGGACCAAGGAGACAGAGAGAAAGCCUGGCCGCGCCGCCCACCGUCGCCUCGUCAGUCGCCUCCUCCAUCCUCCCUCCCCAUCGACUUCCCAAAUCCCAGCCAGGUAAUUCUUGGAGCUCGUCUUUCCGGUUGUCUCCUCUUUCCUGUGCAUCCUGCUGCUCCGAAAAUCUCUCAGAUCUCCUCGUCCUCUGGCCCAUUCUCUUCAUCUCCAUGCAUGGAUGAACAAGAGACGGAGGGAGACAGAUGCAAACAUCGAGACUGGGGUUGUUAUCUGUCUUUGUAGCAGAAGAAACAGUCCUAAAAAAGAAUGGAGAGCUCCUCAGAUAGGAGCAACGUUUCUCAGGGGAACCACCUGGGUUAUGCGAGAAGCACAUCCAUGGAUUCCACUGGUCCUCAGUUAGCUGGUAGGUCUAGCUCAAUGUUGAGUAGGAGAAGUAGCAGACAGGGCUCAAGGGGAUCCAUCAGCCUCUCAAGGGAGAUGGGGGACUCCAUACUGAGCUCAAUGAGGCAUUCUCUUCAGUCGGCGGAUCAAUUGCUAGGAGACAUCGAUAGCUCAGUUCUGGCUCAACUCAUCGAAAGUGGUCGAGUUCUAUCACCCGAAGGCGAUGUUGAUGAGGAUACAGUAAGAAUCUCUGAACAUCAUAAGGUUGGCCCUGUUCCAGAUGAUGCAAUAAAGCAAACCAGUGACAAUUUUGCAUCAGCACCUAUAUCUUCAGCGGAGACAAAAGACACUAUUUCUAACGUCCUAGCAGAUUCAUCUACUAAGGUUGAACCAUAUAAGCUUUCUCUGAGGCUAGACUAUGCUGCUUACAUGAUCCAUUUAGCUGUCUUUGGCUUUUUCGGGGUAUUCACAAGGUAUGGGCUCCAAAAGCUGUUUGGCCCAGACUGUUUGGCACUCACUUCAGAUCAAAGCCCACUUUACCCUGAUCUUCCAUCUAAUAUGCUUGGGUCUUUCUUGAUGGGCUGGUUUGGUAUCAUUUUCAAGGCUGAUAUACGAUACAUAUCUGACCAUCUUAUUGUCGGAAUCACAACUGGAUACAUGGGAAGCCUUACAACCUUCAGUGGGUGGAACCAGAAAAUGGUUGGUUUGUCUUCCAAAGGCCAUUGGGUAUAUGCUAUAGCGGGCGUAGUACUAGGGAUGUUCAUUGUCAACGAGUCCAUUACGGUUGGUGCUGAGACGGGCGAGCGCCUACGGAGUUUGAUCCUGAAAUACAUCAGGGAGAAGAGUUUGAUAGGUCACAAGUAUGAUUGGGAGCACUGGAGGGUGAAUACCAGGGCUAAGCAGUCAGUGCUUUUGUCAGUGAUGAUAAUUUUGAUGUCUUUCUUUUGGAUUUUGAGCAUUGUGCUGACUGUAGUAAAGAUGCAUAGUCUUGCUGAUGGUGCUGUCCUAUGGAUGGGCUGCUCGGUAGCACCUCCAGGUGUUUGGUUACGCUGGUACCUGGCAAGGCUCAAUGGCCAGGGAAUUGGCAAACAGAGAUCCUUGAAAUGGCUGCCCACUGGGACUCUGGUAGCCAAUGUUCUUGCUGCAGGCAUAAUGGCAGUUCUUGCUGUAACAUCCAAAGCGGUAGAUACAAAGCGAUCAACAACUAUUCUUAGUGGAAUACAGCUCGGCUUCCUUGGUUGCCUAAGCACAGUGUCUACUUUUGCUGCUGAAGUGUAUACAAUGAGAAGAAGCGGGCAGAUUGCCAGGGCCUUUGUUUAUGCCGCAUCCACCUUCCUGCUUUCUUUUCUGCUAGGAACUCUAGUGUAUUCUGUGCCAGUUUGGGAAAAGCAUUAUAAAUGACCUAUUGCAACUUCCAGAUUCAACAUUUUACCAGAUGGCUUAAAUGUGCAAUGGGAAAGAGAGCAUCAACUUCCUGAACAAAGUACAAGAUACAGAGCCAAGACCUCAAAGGUUCACAGAUGCAAAAGAGAGCAUCAACACAAACGUUUGCAGAAUGGACCCACAGAACCAUCUAUAUACCUGGCUGGGAAAAACAGAGUAAACUUUGCUUAGUAGAAUAUGUAGUGGCGUGGAAUAAUUUUUGUCUUGGAGAAUGGAGUACAUGUAUGUAUCUGUGAACUAGAUGUAUCAUUAAUGCAUGAGAUAUGCAUAGAUGAAUUUAAUUAGUGUGGGAUUAGCUCCACUUUAUUCUCAUGCUGUCUCAUGUAAAUGCAGGACAUCUAGAAAUGUUUUUCUUGUUACUAAGACAUAUUGGCUUAAUUAGUUUUUGAAUAAAACAUUUCCUUUUGACAGUG